AAAAGGCUUCCCGAGGAAACUCAGAAACUCACCCACACAAGAAGGAAUCUAGCAGAGAAGGUAAUUUCUGCUUGCACAUAUGGGAUGGUCUGGAGGGAUUGGGGAUUUCGAUUGAGCGACAUCACAAAGCUCCGUCUGAGCAAUGUUACUUUCGUGCACUUGUGUUAGCAUUUCUCCACUGACAAGGAGGACAAUCAAAUAUAUCACAUGCUCUCCAUCGUGCUUCUAGAGCGGGCGGGCGUCGAUUACGCAAGUUAAUUGCAAUGUCUCUGUCCCCUGCGUGUUCGGCCACUUCCACGUCGAGGUUAAGCGAAUACGUGUACGAACUUUACAACCCGGGAGUUGAAUCAGUGCUGGACGUCGUAUUCUUUCAUGGCCUACAAUUGUCACACACCUCUGAACCUCACUUAUCAACAUGGAUAUCAAGCGGUUCUGACAAGGAAGUAUGGCCGCAGACUUGGCUCCCGAAAGAGUUUCCGGAAGCUCGGAUUCUCUCUGUCAAGUACGAUGCUUCUAUCAGGAGAUCAGAAAAUUGUGGAAUAUUAGACCUCUACCUCACAGCCGAAAGUUUGAUGAAAGAUCUUAUAUUUGCGAAGGUGGGGCAGCAUGCCUGGCGUCCAGUUAUACUCGUCGGUCACAGUUACGGAGGCCUUGUGAUCAAACAAUUGUGCCUCCACGUUUCUACACGCCGCGUACUGUCCUCUGACAAACAAAUGGCUGGCUUUCUCAACUCCGUCACAGGAAUUUUCUUCUAUGGAACGCCUCAUCUUGGAAUUUCAUCAUUCUUCACUCCAGAUGGAACAAAAUUAAAAGAUGCUAGCCCUCUACUCGACUAUGUCAAGCUGCUUUGCGCAGAAUCAGCUCGCCUUCAUCAAAACUUUGAUGAUUUACGUCGGUCCUACGAGUGGAGCAUCGCUGGAGUCGGAGAAUCGAGACCUACUACGUUCAUGCUAGAUGCGGAGUCUCAGAAUGCUGUUGCAGUUUGCAGUGAGGUGAUUGUAGUUGAGGCUUCAGCUCGGUACGGUGACUUCACUGUGGAGCAUGAGGAUCAUAUCUCUCUCUGCCAGCCCGAGAGCAGGAAAUCAAAUUCUUACAUACGGUUGACAUCGUUCCUGCAAAGUACUUACAACAAUGAGGUGGACAGGAGGACACUUCGUUUGGAGGUGCCGAAGAUGGCAAUGAGCCUACAUUCUCACUUUUUCGUAGAGGUUCAAAAAAUUUUACGCAAAGCUCCGAUAAUAGCUCUUCAUGGCAUGGGAGGAAUAGGGAAGACAACUUUAGCGAAACUGUUGUUCAAUAAGUUGUGUGCUAAAUUCGAAUAUACUUGUUUCCUUACGAAAAGUAUGUUCAAGGGAGAUACCAAGGAGGAGAGAGAUAGAAUAGUGUCUUCGUCGUUGUAUCACUAUGGCAAACAGGUUCUACAAAGAGGAGGAACGUGGGAAAAAACCUUGAUGCAGAAAAAACUUCUCUUUGUUCUGGAUGACUUUGACAAUGAUAUGCAUGUUGAACUUCUACAGGACGUGGUUAACGUGAACAGUUGUGCAAACAGUCGUUACAUUGUUACCUCUCGAGAUAAACACAUUUUGAACCAGUUGGAGUUCGCUGAGUGUGAGUGUGAGUGUUACGUGUUUGAUGUGAAACACUUGAAUCAAGAGAGCUCCACAGAGUUAUUUAUGAGCCACGCAUUUCCGAAAUCGACCGAACCGAGUCCAUCACUCAAGGAUUGUAUAGUCAAGAUCGUCGCGAAGUGUGAUGGACUACCAUUGACUCUGGAGGUGAUGGGCAAGUAUCUGAAGGGGAAAGAUAAUAAAAGUGAAAGCUAUUGGAAGGAGUGUUUUCACGCUCUGGAUGAAGCAGACAACGCACUGCGUUUGGACGACCGGUUGUGGAAGAAAUUGAAAGUGAGCUACGACCGUUUGAGCAGUGAGGAGCAGGAAAUGUUCCUUGAUGCUGCGUCAUUCUUUAGCAAUUCCAGAUGGACCCUGCAAGAAGCUAAGGCUAGCUGGCGUGUGCUCUAUGGCUCCCAAGAUCUCCGAUGGGAUAAUCUGGUAAAUUUGUCUCUCGUCUACGAAGUAAAGGAACAAGACAGUAUACAAAUGCAUGAGCAAUUGAAGUCUUUAGGAAUAAGACUGGCUUCAGGAUGGGAAACGGGUGGCAGAUGUAGGACUUGGACUCACAAAAAUGUCCCAUCGAAGUUUAAUCCUUCAAACUACGAUGAGAGGAUCGAAGACACACUGUUCUAUUCAAGUGAUUCAAGACCUCAUUGUAAUGCAACACACAUUGAGGAGGUCAUAGCGUUACGACUUGAAGACUCGAUGCCCCUCGACUCGAGAAAUAUUGGCCAGAUGAAGAAGCUGCGAUAUUUGGAUUCCGAGAAGGAGUUGAUGCUGGAUGAAAUAGGUGGCAAGCUUCCAAAGAACGUGGCCCUUCUUCGAUUCCAUGGAGAAGUGAACAAUCUUCAUGACAUGGUCGACAAAUGGUUCGCGGGACGUUUGGCUGUUCUGGACUUGAAUGCACCGCUCACAUGUUGGCCAACAACCGUCAGCAAGUUCCAAAACCUUGAAGUUCUGAAAUUCGCAGCCUGCUUCUUCGAAGGUCUUCCCGAAACAUUCGCACAACUUCCCAUGCUUCGCUAUCUUACAUUUACCAGUUGCCCGAGACUUCGUUCACUCCCCGAAGCUUUCGGACAGCUCUCACAGCUGGGGUCUUUGGAAAUUGAUGAGUGUUGUAAUUUGGAAGCAUUGCCCAACUCGUUCGGCCAGCUCCCUUGCCUGCAGACUUUCAACAUCGCGAUGACGUCCAAUCUUCAAAGGUUGCCGGACGGGUUCGGAAAUCUGUCCAAGCUACAAAGCCUGGUAAUAGAUGGGGGGAGAGAAAUCUCAGAACUACCUGAGAGCUUCGGCCGUCUCUCUCGACUACAAGCCCUGGAGCUUCAUGGUAUGACUAGCCUCAAAGCCUUGCCGGAGGGGUUCGGAAAUCUGUCCGAGCUACAAAGCCUGGAAAUAGAUGAGGUGAGAGAAAUCUCAGAACUGCCUGAGAGCUUCGGCCGUCUCGCUCGCCUGCGAAUCCUAAAGCUUUGGGGUAUGACUAGCCUCAAAGCCUUGCCGGACUCGUUCGGAAAUCUGUCGGAGCUUCAACGCCUGCUACAAAGCCUGGAAAUAGAUAAGGUGAGAGAAAUCUCAGAACUGCCUGAGAGCUUCGGCCGUCUCGCUCGCCUGCGAAUCCUCAAGCUUUGGGGUAUGACUAGCCUCAAAGCCUUGCCGGACGGCCUUGCCGGACUCGUUCGGAAAUCUGUCGGAGCUACAAAGCCUGGAAAUAGAUGAGGUGAGAGAAAUCUCAGAACUGCCUGAGAGCUUCGGCCGUCUCGCUCGCCUGCGAAUCCUCAAGCUUUGGGGUAUGACUAGCCUCAAAGCCUUGCCGGACUCGUUCGGAAAUCUGUCGGAGCUACAAAGCCUGGAAAUAGAUAAGGUGAGAGAAAUCUCAGAACUGCCUGAGAGCUUCGGCCGUCUCGCUCGACUGCGAGACCUGGAGCUUCGUGGUAUGACUAGCCUCAAAGCCUUGCCGGACUCGUUCGGAAAUCUGUCGGAGCUUCAACGCCUGGUAAUAACGGGGGGGGAGGAAAUCUCAGAACUGCCUGAGAGCUUCGGCCGUCUCGCUCAAUUGCGAGACCUGAAGCUUCUUGGUAUGACUAGCCUCAAAGCCUUGCCGGACUCGUUCGGAAAUCUGUCGGAGCUACAAAGCCUGGAAAUAGAUGAGGUGAGAGAAAUCUCAGAACUGCCUGAGAGCUUCGGCCGUCUCGCUCGCCUGCGAAUCCUCAAGCUUUGGGGUAUGACUAGCCUCAAAGCCUUGCCGGACGGGUUCGGAAAUCUUUCCGAGCUACAACGCCUGAGAAUACAGGGGGGGGAGGAAAUCUCAGAACUGCCUGAGAGCUUCGGCCGUCUCGCUCGACUGCAAUACCUGGAGCUUCGUGAUAUGACUAGCCUCAAAGCCUUGCCGGACUCGUUCGGAAAUCUGUCGGAGCUACAAAGCCUGGAAAUAGAUAACGUGAGAGAAAUCUCAGAACUGCCUGAGAGCUUCGGCCGUCUCGCUCAAUUGCGAGACCUGAAGCUUCUUGGUAUGACUAGCCUCAAAGCCUUGCCGGACUCGUUCGGAAAUCU
Molecule: messenger RNA, 4157 nt
Organism: Marchantia polymorpha subsp. ruderalis
Lineage: Eukaryota; Viridiplantae; Streptophyta; Marchantiopsida; Marchantiales; Marchantiaceae
Source: the annotation of a GenBank genome assembly